Molecule: messenger RNA, 784 nt
Organism: Striga asiatica
Lineage: Eukaryota; Viridiplantae; Streptophyta; Magnoliopsida; Lamiales; Orobanchaceae
Source: the annotation of a GenBank genome assembly
UUUUUUAAUUUGUACUACACAACACAUUUUUUUGAAUAAGAAUAUGAUUUUCGUAAAAGACGAAACAACCCAUCUCACUCCCUCCCUGGCAUCAGUUUCUUCCUCUUUGGGAGAAAAGGAUUUCUCCAUCGCCAAAAUUCUUCAUGUCAAACGUUUUUCUCGAACAUUAGGGCUGAGUUUUUCUCCAAUAGCCCGUCCCACUCCCGUCCCACGCAUCUUCGUUGUUUUACAGUCGUCCUUGUCGGCGGCGAAACUCUCCGACAACAAAAUGGCGAGCUCUAAAUCCGAAUCCCCAUCCAAUAAACCACUUUCCUCUACAGCAAAGCCAACAAAGAAGUGUAGUUUAUUAGGAUUUUUUUCAGUUCUCGAUUUUGCAGAUGUCCUUUUCAGUUCCAGUAACCCCGAAUCUCUCUCAUCGGCGAAAGCCCUAUCAAUCGGCUUAAUUUCAGAUCAAUCGGCUCUCCAAGCAUAUGUAUUUUACAAAUUAGCCAACCACCAGCUCACUACCUCCAUACCCGACAAAUUGGCGCAGAUUCGUAUGGACCGGGGGCGCGUACUUAACCCCAACAACGUCUCGAAGUGGCGGUGGAAACGAAUACAGGCGAAGAAAUCGAAACAGUUGCUUAAAAGCCUGCCUGGCCUGAGAACGCCAAGCCGCCCAAUUUGUUCUCCGCGAGCGCCGACGAGCUGCUACAGGUGCUGGCGGACUAGUUUCAGAAGCCCGACGGGCUGGAUCUGUGGUUGGAAAGGGACGUGCCGAAAGUGUUCAAGCACGAUAACAUGA